Phragmites australis (common reed) is the source of this 726-nucleotide messenger RNA. Its product is annotated as protein yippee-like At4g27745. Bases 200 to 520 code for a protein of 106 amino acids. Lineage: Eukaryota; Viridiplantae; Streptophyta; Magnoliopsida; Poales; Poaceae. The record is from RefSeq and is a predicted model, not a curated record. The transcript is spliced from 3 exons.
AAAACGAUCCCAUACCUCCAAAACGAUCUCAUCCUAUUCUCAUUUCUCACUUGAGACACCCCAACCCUGCGCCGUCUGUCUCUCUCUAAUCCCCUUGCCCCCCAUCCCUCUCCUCGGCGGCUGCUCUCCCGCCGCCUACACCGCCCACGCCGCAUCGUUGGGAUUGAGUCGGGUCGGGUGAGGUCGCGGGGUGGAGUCAAUGGCGGAGCUGGUGGGGCCGCGCGUGUACAGCUGCUGCAACUGCCGGAACCAAGUCUGCCUCCACGACGACAUCAUCUCCAAGGCCUUUCAGGGGAGGAACGGUCGUGCCUUUCUGUUCUCUCAUGCCAUGAACAUAGUUGUGGGGGCGAAGGAGGAUAGGCAUCUCAUGACAGGGCUACACACGGUUGCUGAUAUCUACUGCAAUGACUGCCGUGAAGUGUUGGGCUGGAAAUACGAGAGAGCAUAUGAGGAGACGCAGAAGUACAAGGAAGGGAAGUUCAUAUUUGAGAAGUCAAAGAUUGUCAAGGAGAACUGGUAGUAUCCAAGAUUAGGCACAUGAAACUUUGUGCUGAAGAUGAAGUAUUCAUUGUUACAUGAUCAUUAGUGUGUUUUGGAUGUUUAUGUCUUUGUAAAUAGCUGUCAUCCAUGGGUUCCAAUCCAACGGCUGCAUGACACCUGUAAAGAACACUUGUUCCUGUUUGUUUCUGUGAAUAAGAUACGCCCUGUGGCUAUUCGUUCUGGAAA